Camellia sinensis is the source of this 1287-nucleotide messenger RNA. Lineage: Eukaryota; Viridiplantae; Streptophyta; Magnoliopsida; Ericales; Theaceae. The record is from RefSeq and is a predicted model, not a curated record.
UUUCACUCUCACCGGCUUCAUCUCUCUCUCCCUGGUUCUCACCUUCUCUCUCCCCCUGUUUCUCGGAUCAACUUCUUCUCUCAUCCGAAGUCCUCUCACUCUCUCUCUCUCUCUCUCUCUCUCCAGAAGCACAACCAGAUCAUCAACCUAUCCCUAUCCUUCGAAGCCCUAACCCCUCCAUCCACCUAUCCUUCGAAGCCUUAGCCCCCAUCUUCAACCCUCUUCUCCAACCUCAAUGGUCACAUUUCUUCAAUUUGGCUUUCUGAAGAAGAUGAAUAUUGGAGAAAUUAGUAUAAAUUCGGCUUUCAACUCCAGGUAUUGGGGAUUGAGCACAGGAACUUCUCGCGCCUGUUCUACUAAGUUGGAAGUAUUUAGUUAUUUAAAAGGCAAGGCUGGACUUUUGGCGUCUCCUCAAUUACUACCUGAUGCAUGUCCAUCUUACCAUGCAACAAAUGUAUGUUCAAAGUUUCUUUGUGGAAGCCGCUGUCUUUCUUCACAGGCUGGUGCAGAAAGCAGUAAUAUACGCAACACUUUCCAUCUUCCGCCUUCCACGGGGAGGGUUGCAUUACCCAAAUCACGAGUCUUGUAUACUGUUUUAAGAUCACCUCAUAUUGACAAAAAGUCCAGAGAACAAUUUUGUAUGAUAACAAAGAAAGAACUUCGGAUCAUAAAAAGAGACAGGAGUGAAUUGAGCAAGAUGAUGUUUUGGUUGAAACGCCAGCGUAUAUUCGGGGCUCAAUGUGAAAUGAUGUUGUCUUGCAAGACCCACUUAGAUAAGGAGACACUGCAGAGACUUCUUCAGAAUGAUGAAUUCCCCACCAAGGCUUUGGCAGGGCAACGGGCUCAGCCUAAUGCGGGCACGAAGAAGACAGCGGAGGAGGCAGUUAUUCGACUGAGGAUUUGCUCUUUUUAAUUUCUGACUACUUUCUUCUAUUUUUAUCUAUAUUGAUCAAACAUUUUACUUUUUUGGUUUAUUUUAUAAGAUUAGCUACAAAUAUUUCUAGUAUGUCGUUUGAACACUUUUGUCCUUGAGCUUUAUAAGAAAUUUGAGGGUGUGCCUUUUUUGUAAUUGCAGCUCGAGCUCGGCUCAGAGUUUGUAACAAGAAAGCUUGUUUGAUUUGAUGAGUUCGAAAUUAGUUCAUCAUUCAUAUGGCAAGCUCGAAUUAGAGGCUCGGCUGGGCUUGUUUUGCAGGCAUUUAUAAUUUUACGUUUACGUUUGUUUUAUAACUUAAUUAAAUUACUAGGUGAUUUUUAAACAUUAUUCCAAUACUAUGUGAAAUGGUAGUA